This is a messenger RNA of Amaranthus tricolor (Joseph's coat), 477 nucleotides long. RefSeq lists its product as uncharacterized. The record is from RefSeq and is a predicted model, not a curated record. NCBI's taxonomy places the organism in Eukaryota, Viridiplantae, Streptophyta, Magnoliopsida, Caryophyllales, Amaranthaceae. The coding region runs from base 1 to 477 and encodes 158 amino acids. The transcript is spliced from 7 exons.
AUGACCAAAUGUGCAGUGGGAAAACCUAAAAUUAGGGAUAAUUCUGGGUCCAAUACCCUAUUGCAACCGCCCAAGAUAGCCCCUAUUCUUAGCUACCAAAAUGAUAUAGUGUUGGUCGAAGAAACUAGUCAAGAGGCUAAUACUAAAUUCGAAGAAUGGAUGACAAAUAGUGGGGAGAUUAAUGGAUAUGUUACACAUCAUACACAAUCCAAUUGGCAUAAGUGGCGAGCAGCCACUGGAGUGUUAUGUGAUCAAAAGUUAUCGAUUAGACUGAAAGAUGAUACAGUGUUGGUCGAAGAAACUAGUCAAGAGGCUAAUACUAAAUUCGAAGAAUGGAUGACAAACAGUGGGGAGAUUAAUGGAUAUGUUACACAUCAUACACAAUCCAAUUGGCAUAAGUGGCGAGCAGCUACUGGAGUGUUAUGUGAUAGAAAGUUAUCGAUUAGACUGAAAGACUUUCAUUAUGUGAACUAUUGA